GGAGCCUCUGGCUCGGUUUCCUGUGUUGUGUUUCAGUUGUAGGAGAGCCUGUAGAGCCCUGCUCCCCACGUCAGCUGCAGUGUGCGGAGGGAUCGGAUGAACGCGGGACUCGUCGGUGACCCUGCGAUGGACGGAAGACGCCGCUGAUAGAGUCGCGUCCAUGCUGUCCGGUUCCGUCAAGGAUUACUGCUGCGGACACCUCACAUCCAACUUUACAAACAUUUUCACGUCUGAAUCUUAAUCACAGGAGACGACCAGUCGUUGUGAAGGAUGGGAAGCCGGGGGCACUUCCGGUACCACUGGCAGAGCCAUAAUGUCAAACUCACCGGCGUGGACGACAUGGUUCUACUCACCAAGAUCAAUGAGGACGCCAUUGUGGAAAACCUCAAGAAAAGAUACAUGGAUGACUAUAUCUUUACGUACAUCGGUCCUGUGCUCAUUUCCAUCAAUCCCUUUAAGCAGAUGCCAUAUUUUGGAGACAAAGAGAUCGAGAUGUACCAGGGCGCAGCCCAGUAUGAGAAUCCGCCUCAUAUCUACGCUCUGGCAGAUAACAUGUACAGAAACAUGAUGAUUGACAGAGAAAACCAAUGUGUCAUUAUCAGUGGAGAGAGUGGCGCUGGGAAGACUGUGGCUGCCAAAUAUAUCAUGGGCUACAUCUCCAGGGUGUCUGGAGGCGGACCCAAGGUCCAGCACGUCAAAGACAUCAUUCUGCAGUCCAACCCACUGCUAGAAGCUUUUGGAAAUGCCAAGACUCUGAGGAACAACAACUCCAGCAGAUUUGGGAAAUAUUUUGAAAUCCAGUUCAGUUCCGGUGGAGAACCAGAUGGCGGGAAGAUCUCCAACUUCCUGCUGGAGAAGUCGCGUGUCGUCAUGAGGAAUCCUGGAGAAAGAAGUUUUCACAUAUUCUAUCAGUUGAUAGAAGGAGCCGGUGCGGAGCAGAAGAACAGCCUGGGAAUCACCAGCCUGGACUACUACAGUUACCUCAAUCAGUCUGGUUCCUACAAAGUGGACGAUAUCAACGACAGGAGCGACUUUCAGGAAACAAUGCAUGCCAUGGGUGUGAUCGGCAUUGCACCAGCAGAUCAGUCCAUGGUGCUUCAGAUUGUAGCCGGAGUCCUUCACCUGGGAAAUAUCACAUUUAAAGAGGCAGGGAACUAUGCAGCUGUGGAGAGUGAAGAGUUUUUAGCCUUUCCUGCAUUUCUACUUGGAAUCGACCAAAAUCGUCUGAAGGAGAAGAUCACAAGCAGGAAGAUGGACAGUAAAUGGGGAAACACAAAGGAGUCCAUCGAUGUGACCCUGAACGUGGAGCAAGCGUGUUACACCCGAGAUGCGCUAUCCAAAGCCCUGCAUGCACGUGUGUUUGACUACCUAGUCGAGUCCAUCAAUAAAGCCAUGGUGAAAGAUCAUCAGGAGUUGAAUGUCGGAGUGCUGGACAUCUAUGGGUUUGAAAUUUUUCAAAAAAAUGGAUUCGAACAGUUCUGCAUCAAUUUUGUGAAUGAGAAGCUUCAGCAGAUCUUUAUUGAGCUGACUCUAAAGGCAGAGCAGGAGGAGUACGUGCAGGAAGGCAUCAAGUGGACCCCUAUUGACUAUUUUAACAACAAGAUCGUGUGCGAUCUCAUUGAGAGCAAAAAUCCUCCAGGUGUGAUGUGCAUCCUGGAUGACGUGUGUGCCACCAUGCAUGCAGUGGGAGAGGGAGCUGACCAAACCAUGCUGCAGAAGCUCAGAGUCCAGAUCAACACACAUGAGCACUUCAACAGCUGGAACCAGGGCUUCAUCAUCCAUCACUAUGCUGGCAAGGUGUCGUACGAUGCCGAGGGUUUCUGUGAGAGAAACAGGGACGUCCUCUUUACUGACCUCAUCGAGCUGAUGCAGAGCAGUGAGACUCCCUUCAUCAGAGCACUGUUUCCAGAAAACCUCAAAGCUGAUAAGAAGGGUCGGCCCACAACGGCGGGGAGCAAAAUAAAGAUACAAGCAAAUGAUCUGGUGAGCACACUGAUGAAAUGCACUCCUCACUACAUCCGCUGCAUCAAACCAAAUGAGACCAAGAAGCCCAAAGACUGGGAAGAGAGCCGAGUUAAGCAUCAGGUGGAGUAUCUUGGCCUGAAAGAAAACAUCAGGGUGAGGCGUGCUGGCUACGCCUAUCGUAGAGUCUUUCGCAAGUUCCUCAACAGGUACGCUAUUCUGACCAAAGAAUCCUGGCCGUCGUGGCGAGGAGAUGAGAGAGAAGGCGUCCGUCAUCUCUUACGUUCAGUCCAAAUGGACCAGGAUCAGUUCCAGCUGGGCCGCACCAAGGUCUUCAUAAAAGCCCCUGAAUCGCUCUUCCUGCUGGAGGAGACGAGAGACCGUAAGUUUGACGGCUAUGCUCGGACCAUCCAGAAAGCCUGGAGGAAACAUGUGGCGCGCAAGAAGUAUGUUCAGAUGCGCGAAGAAGCCUCUGAUCUGCUGCUGAACCGUAAAGAGAGGCGGAGACACAGCCUGAACAGAAACUUUGUGGGUGACUAUCUCGGCAUGGAUGACAGACCGGAGCUUCGACAGUUUCUGGGCAAGAGAGAAAAAAUAGAUUUUGCUGACAAAGUCACAAAAUAUGACCGCCGAUUCAAGGGAAUCAAGAGAGAUAUGAUCCUGACCCCUAAAUCUGUGUAUUUGAUUGGAAGAGAAAAAGUGAAGCAGGGACCAGAGAAAGGUCAAGUGAUGGAGGUCCUAAAGAGGCAAAUUGAUGUGGGAAAGAUCUUAGCCGUGUCUCUCAGCACAAUGCAGGAUGACUUCAUGAUACUGCACGAGCAGGAGUACGACAGCCUGCUGGAGUGCAUCUUUAAGACCGAGUUCAUCAGCUUGCUGGCCAAGAGGUUUGAGGAGAAAACUCAGAAGAAGCUACCACUCAAGUUUAACAACACACUAGAGAUGAAACUGAAGAAGGAGAACUGGGGCUUCUUGAGUGGCGGCAACUCCAGACAGGUAGAGUUCAUACACGGUCGGGGAGAUAUUCCCGAACUGAAGCCUUCAAGCAAAUCGCUGCAGGUCAGCAUCGGACCUGGGCUUCCCAAAAAUACACGUCCAACCAGAAAAAGCUUUAGCCAGAGUCGCUCCAGUGUUUCCAGAACCAACCAUCACACGCCGUCACGAUCUGCUCCAGGACCUCCAGUAUCGCACCAAAACGGCGGUCUGAGAAACACCAACCAUGUUGCCAACCAAAGGAACUCCCAUCAUCACAACCAGAGACAUCCGUCGUCCGGCAGUUCCCGCCCAGUCCUGCCCAGCAACCCCAACCAGCUGAGGGAGCGAGGCAGCAGCCGCCCGCAGCCAAACCUGGACUGUCUGAGGGUUCCUGAUCAGGGAGCCGCAGGUUCUGGAGGCAGACGGCCAGAUGCAAACGGAGAAAUGGCACACAGACCAUCAGUCAGCAGACCUGCACCUGGAGGGGGGCGACCUAAACCCGCACCCAAGCCCAAACCCCAGGUGCCUCAAUGCAAAGCCCUGUACGCCUACGAUGCUCAAGACACGGACGAGCUUAGCUUCAACGCCGAUGACGUCAUCGAGAUCAUCAAAGAAGAUGCAUCCGGAUGGUGGAUGGGACGGCUCCGGGGAAAGCAGGGACUCUUCCCCAACAACUACGUCACCAAAAUCUAGGAGCUGCUGGUUUUGGAGUGCAGGACAGUGCUGUGUCCCCGCUGACCCCCAGAGGAGGACACGGAGCCCGGCAGCAGAGAGCGCAGCACAGACUUCCACCACUGCGGCCUUAGCGUCAACGAAUGUAAUGCUCAGUUUUACCAGCAGACUGUCAGGCAUGAAGGCGUGGCUCUGUUCCCAAAAUGAAGACUCUCCAACUCCUGGGUCUAGCUAUGUCUUGCAGUCCGUUUGAGUGCUGAACAAAACUAUUUAUUGUAUUUAUAGCUUUGUUUUUUUUUCUAUCUGUCGUUCAUAUCUUGUUGAGGAUAUUAGCGUAAGUGUUGGAAUGAAGUCUGCUGAAUCUCUGGGACCAGGCUGUGAUUUUUACUUUGCUUUCUGAGGAAGGAAGAAGAAAACAUGUUUUUAAUCGAUGUCAAAACUGAAAAGCUGUUUUACCAGGAAUAUUUAUUUUUAUGCAAAAACUGACUCCAGGAAGACUGUUAAUUACAUGUUGAUUCACUAUCUUUUUUCUUUUUAAGCAGAUAGACUAUAAAAACCAAAGCAACAGUUUCCUGUUUUUAAAGCAGUCGGGGCAUUGUGGUAAACUGGCAAAUCACCUGGAAAAACCUCCGUCGGCUUUAUUUCGUUGUUUUCGUGUCACGCCAGUAAGCCGCCGCCACGAGCACUGUAACCUGAGCAUGCUGUCUGUGCUGUAUUAGCACUUUAUUGGUACAGGUACUACCUUAGACACAGACACCAUCACUCAAUCGUGGCGCUGCUAGAAAGUCAAACCUAUGCGCUGACAGGUUGCCAUUCUUGCAAUAAGCCUUUUAUUAGGAACUUGUUUACGUAAAAUAAAGAACAGGCUUUUUUUUAAAAAAGAUCUGUAUAUGUGUUGAUAUGUAGGAAUACUCCUGUUGUUGGGUAGAAUUUAAAUUAAGUUUUUUGUAUUUUUUAUCUGAAGGAUCUUGGUCUGUUACUUUCCUUCUGCUUUUGAUACUCGUGUUUAGCUGCAGAUACAUUAUCUAACAUUUUUGGUGAAUGGGUUAGUUUUUUCCGAAUCAAGUGUAAAUGUUUGUUUUACUUAGAAUCCUCUUGGCUUUUUUCUUCUGUGUUCCUGCACAUCUUGUGCACUCCUGCAGUACUUAUUCUUUAGUUGUUUUUUUGUUUUGUUUUUUACAAUAACAUAGCCGAACUAUGCUAUAGUCUGUACAAACUGCUGGGACUUCUGAUAUAAAGCUGCAUUUUUUUAAAACAACAUUGGUCUUGGAUGAUUAAGAAGAUUUUUGUGCAAUAAUAUACACUAGUAGAAGUCUUUUAAUAAAGCAUUAACACAGCAUCCCAAA
Oryzias latipes (Japanese medaka) is the source of this 4952-nucleotide messenger RNA. RefSeq names its product myosin IEa (gene myo1ea). Gene Ontology annotation, biological process: glomerulus development; actin filament organization; endocytosis. Gene Ontology annotation, cellular component: microvillus; myosin complex; plasma membrane. Gene Ontology annotation, molecular function: ATP binding; actin filament binding; microfilament motor activity. The record is from RefSeq and is a predicted model, not a curated record. NCBI's taxonomy places the organism in Eukaryota, Metazoa, Chordata, Actinopteri, Beloniformes, Adrianichthyidae.